UUCGCAGAGCUCCAGUCCGGAGAUCAGAAAUGGAGGUCUUAUCUCUCUACAGUUGGAGCCCUACAGUUGUGCCGCUUCGAAAAGCCGCCUUUACCAGACCCAUCUUUAGAACAAGUCGCGAGAUUGACAAAAAGUUCACAGUGAAAACGAGUACCGGCGGCGAGCUUAACAAAGACGACGGUCCUUUUCUCUCAACCACCUCCUCCGCCUACGCUGUCCUUGGCGUGGACCCCACGUGCUCCGCCGCCGACCUCAAAGCCGCUUUUCGCACCAAAGUCAAGCAAUUCCAUCCAGAUGUGAAUAGGACCGGCAAAGGCUCCGAUGCAAUGAUUCGGCGUGUUAUUCAGGCUUAUGAGAUGUUAUCCAAUUGCAGCCGAUUGGAGAUCAUUGAGAGUGAAUGCUUAGACCCCUUUGACAAUCCAGAAUGUGAAGCAUUUGAUGUCUUCGUGAAUGAGGCUGUUUGUAUUGGCAAAGCAGGAUGCCCGUAUUCAUGUGUAUCAACAGCCCCUCAUGCCUUCACAUUUGCAUCAACUGGAACUGCAAGAGCAACUUCUCAAGGACAUGGAGAAGAUUACCAAGUCCAGCUUGCAGUUGGUCAGUGCCCAAGAAGUUGCAUUCAUUAUGUCACACCGACGCAGAGAAUUAUUCUAGAGGAAUUACUUGAAAGCAUCUUGAACGUGCCUUAUGACAGUUCGGCUGAGGCGGAUAUGCUGUACAGUCUCAUAGUUAAAGCCAGGUUUGAAAAUAAUAGGUACCAAAGGCCAACGAAGCAGGUCAAAGCUUCAACAGAAAAUGUUGACUGGUUUUGAAUUUUGCAACACUCCAAGCACUAAACAGAGUAUCCAGCCGAUAUGUCCACAGAGCAAUGUUGAUAGAAAUUGUGUGUAUAGCUCAUUCGCGAUGAUGCAUUUGGAAUUCAAAUACGUGUGUUAUAAUUAGUACUCUUUUUACCCCGAUUUUUAUAAGGGUUCUAAAGAUGCAUCUUCUCCAGUAAAUACACCCUUUUGGUGAAUUAUAAACUGUUGUGAAAAGAGGAAUUAUGGAUCGGAUUCCUUGUAUGAUAAUGAAAUUUUUGGCAAAGUAAGGAUUUCAAUUGUACUUAUAGCCUCGG
Messenger RNA from Morus notabilis, 1111 nucleotides. Its product is annotated as chaperone protein dnaJ C76, chloroplastic. The transcript is spliced from 7 exons. The record is from RefSeq and is a predicted model, not a curated record. The coding region runs from base 30 to 809 and encodes 259 amino acids. NCBI's taxonomy places the organism in Eukaryota, Viridiplantae, Streptophyta, Magnoliopsida, Rosales, Moraceae.